Molecule: messenger RNA, 348 nt
Organism: Ostertagia ostertagi
Lineage: Eukaryota; Metazoa; Nematoda; Chromadorea; Rhabditida; Trichostrongylidae
Source: the annotation of a GenBank genome assembly
AUGGAGAAUUUCAACUAUCCUGUUUCGAAGAUCGGUUGUGGGGACAAAAUUAUGCAGACACGCCGCCAACUUGACGAGGUGAUGGGUAUGAUGCGUUCCAAUAUCGAAAAAUUAUCUGAACGCAGCGAAAGAUUGGAGGAUCUGGCGUGUCGUGCCGAUUCGCCGACUAUAUUCGGCUAUAGUCGCAACAUUGCAAUGGCUGCGGUGACCACACCAUUAGCAGCGAGAACUCGAAAUUUGCAAUCCAACUUCUUGUAUCUUGGAAUACGAUCACCGACUCAUUUUCAGGCUAUUUCGCUCUGUGAGUCUGACAAUUCUGACCAAGAGGCAUUACUCGAUACUGAUUAA